AGCUUCACGAAUCUCGACGCUCGAACGACGCCACGCAGAGGAAACGGGUUCUCGGACCGCCAUAAUAGCGCCAAAGCGGUGUGUACUUCGUCCCGCUCGUUUGUCGUCCGUGACGCGACGCUUACCGACGCUCGGCGUCAUUUCUUCAAAAUCCGAUUAAUGAAGCAACAUUCUCAGUGUGAUUGUUGUUGCAGUGUGUUAAAAGUGUGAAUAUACUACGUCCGAGAACGCUCGGGAGAAGAACGACGUAAGAGACGCGUGAGUGCGUGUCUUUGUGGGUGUCUGUACGGACGGUAGGCAGGAAAACAUGGAGAACAGACCGGCGCCACUCCGUUCCAGACGAGUCUGUCGGUUCUGCCUGACAGAAUCGGAACCACUUAGCUACAUUUACGAGAGAGAUCAUAGUAAGCCGUUUCAAGUGCCGCUUACCCUGCAGAUCAUGUCGUGCGUCGCCAUCGAGGUUUAUGCAGCAGAUGGAAUGCCACAAAUGAUAUGCAAUAUGUGUCGUUGGAAUCUAGAUCGUUCUUAUAAAUUUAAGCUUCAGUGCAAGAAAGCAGAUGAAGCACUAAGAGCUUAUCCAUUAUCUGGUGUCUUACCAAGACCAUUUCCACCAAUCCCUAAUGAUCCCCCUGAAAUCAAUAACAAAAGACCAUUGGAACAAAGGUCCCAAAAUGAUGCAGUAAAAAAGCCUAGAGUUGAUAAUGGUGAUAGAGAAAGACGAGAGGCACGAGACAGAGAAAGAGAUAGAGAAAGAGAAAGAGAAAGGGAACGAGAGAGAGACAAGGAUCGUGAUAGAGAAAGAGAAAGGGAAAGAGAAAGAGAGAGGGAUAGAGAUAGAGAAAGAGAAAGAGAUAGAGAUAGACAAGCAGAAAAACAAAGAGAGAAAGAAGAGCAACAUGAUUUUUAUGAGGAGGAACAAGAUGCAGGUAGCGAAGGAGAUCAAGAUACAAGUAGUGCUAAAGAAGAACGUAAAUUAGAACCAGGUGAGAUAAGAGUUCAUGCAUGUGAUCAGUGUGAUCGCACUUUUCCUCUACGUCAAGCCCUUGCUCUCCACAUACAAAGAGCCCAUAGAGAUCGUAACUACAAAUGCACAGAAUGUGACCGUAUGUUUUUCUCUAAAUAUGAUCUAGGAAAACACAUGAGUACUCAUUCUGAGGAAAAACCUUUCUGUUGUCCAGUCUGUAAUAAACAGUUCUCAAGAGCAAAUUUACUGCAACGCCAUGAGAAAGUUCAUAGGGAUGAAUUGCGAUAUGGCUGUCAGCAUUGUGACCGUGAAUUCUUUACAACUGAGGAAUUAGAAAAGCAUGAAGAUGCUGUGCACAAAAAAGAAAAACCUUUCCAGUGCAAUAUUUGCAAUAAACGUUUCACCUACAAACAGGGGUUGGAACGGCACGAGGUGCUUCAUAAUGAAGAUAAGACGUUCGUUUGUGAGUAUUGUAAGGAAGCAUUCCGUACAAGUACAAAAUUGGCACGUCACUUGACAACUCAUGCAGGGCACAGACCAUAUUUAUGCAAGCUUUGCCCUCGUUCAUUUCUUCUAUCUCAUCAUUUAACUAGACACAUGCGUACACAUUCUGUCGAAAAGCGUCACGUUUGUGAAGAUUGUGGAAAAGCAUUCAAGCGUAAAGAGAGUUUAGAAGUACAUCAGCUAACGCACACAAAACGCACAGCAGGUGAAAAAAUGGGACCAGAUGGACUACAGCCAGACAAUAAAACCAAACUCGAUCUAGAGAGUGAUGAAGACGAAGAAGAAGAACAAUACUCUGAUGGCGACGAUGAUUACGAACCACCAGCAUAUAUUGUAAAGAAACUUCCAAAACCAAGUAAGCCUGAUAGAUCAGAAAGCGAAGAAGAACAGGAAAGGUCAGAGAAAGAUGAAAAUCAAAAGGAACAGGUAGUAUAUGUCAGACGUAAAGAUGGUAAUAUGAUUAAAAAGACAAUUAAAACACUAAUGCCUAUUCAGCGUAGAGAAGUACAAGACACAAAGGUUAAACAAAGUCCAAACAGUAGUCAAUCACAGCAGGUUACAAAAACUUCACAGUCUAAGCCGAAUGAGGAAUCUUCAAAAACUUCUCGUGUAGAUGAAACAGAAGCACAAGUUCAAAAAAUAGUUGCAUCUGUAUUUAAAGAACACAAAAUUCCUUUGAAACAUCAAAAUGUUGCUCAAGAUCAAGGUAAAGAGUCACCUACAUCUACAAAUCAAUCAAGACCACCACAAGGACAGAGUAAUUCACAAAAUCAAAUUGUUGCAAAAGAUGAUAAGUUAGAAACUUCUACUGCAGUUAGCGGUACACCAAAAGCUGUUAGUACCAUUAAGGUGAUAAAAAGAAUCGUUGUGCGAAAACCCAGUGGAACUACGGAAACUCCUACAGGACCAACUAUAACAAAAGAGGGAGAAACACCAGGAACUGUGUCUGAGCUAACUAGUUCAGGUCACAAGGUUACAAAACGAGUAAUUGUUCGCAGAAUCAUUCGACAAGGGGAUACUACAAGAGAAGUUAUUAUGAAUCCUGAUGGUACAAUAAUAGAUCCAGCAGAGCUAGCAAAAUUACCUACUGGUAACGUUGUAAAGAGAGUUGUUGUGAAAAAACCUCUUGACAAACAUGCAGGUAUUGUUCAAGCAGUUUUACAAUCAUCUACUGAACAACGCCAGCAACCAACUCCAAUAAAAAAUACCGAAACUGUAAUAAGUGAUUCUCCAAAAUUCGAAUUAAAAACAUCUCAAUCAAUAAGUACACCAUCAUCUGCGCCGAAAACAUCUGUAGCGACUAUCCAAAAACCUGCGUUAACAGGAGGUGAUCAAGAAACUAAAGAAAAAUUAGAACAACUAGAGAAGAGAGUAGAGCAACAACGUUUAAAAAUUGAAGAACUAGAAGCACGCAAACAACAAGAAUAUGAACCUAUGGAAGAAUUAUCACCGGAACGUCAUGAUGAAUCUGAAGAUGAACAACAAUUACCAUUGAAGAGAGUAUUUGUUAAGAAAAAGCAAAGUAUGUAUGAUGAAGAACAAGAAUACAAUGACAAUGAUGUAACAACUACAACUCCUGUAACAACGGUAUCUGUAACAACUACUCCUGCAGUAAUAUUGAAAGACGAGAUUCAAGUUGAACCAGAAAAAGAAAAAGCUCCAGUGGAGUUAAAACAAGUUGAGAAUGUACAAAAGGAAUCAACAAAAACACCUACAGGUAGAAGGGAUGGUAAACAGCCAAUGAUAACUAGUUCUAAAGUUUAUGGAAAUAAAAAGAUUAUCGUUGUAAAGACAGAAGAAGCAUCAGAAGUAGAAGAGAUGAGUCGCGAAUUAUGUAGUAUACUCGAUUCAGCUGACUCGGUAGUGAAGAUGCAAGAAACAGUUUUGAGUAAUCUCAGUCAAAUGCCUACUAUUGCAGAAACUAUCCCGAAAAGUUAUACUGAUAAACCAAAAGCUGGACCCUCCAACGAAAAUAAUGAAACAAUUAAAAAAGAUGAAGUAGACGAAACUAAUCCUCAAGAUGAAGAAAUAACUUUGAAGCUUGAGAAUACUAGUACAAUGGAUGUUGUGGAAGAUUUGGAAGAACCUGAGAUAAAAAUGGAAUCUGUAACAGAAGAAGCAGUUACAAUAAUAGAACAACCUGAACAAAAUUCAACUUUAACUUUAGACGAACAGGAUCUUUCAGAGUCCACGGAUAUUUUUGAACCAUCAGAUAAUGUUUUAGAAGUUCAAAAAAGUCAAUUGGAGGACUCUGUGAUAGAACUUGAUCAUGAGAAUCAUGCAAUAAAUUUAAAUGAUACUAAUGACAGUCAAGAUAGUCUGGAGGAUAAACUUCAACAAAUGGAAGGUUGAGUUUGUUUGAUGUUACUGUUGAACACUCAUGAAUGUUGCUUUUAAUUAAAAUAUUGAUUUAUAAUAUGCAAGCUCUGACUUAUCAGUGUUGUGCUUUUGAUCAAUUUUACAAAUUCAGAACUCGAUCUCGAUGCAUUUUGGACGAAUAUAAAUAACAAUCUGAUCGUUUAAUCGUUAGAUCCCUUAAGUAAACAUGUGAGUUUAAGAUAAUCAACAUCCUUUUAUCACACUGUAUCUGAACUCUGUAUUUAUCAUUCAUUUUUCCUGUGUGACAGUUGUAGAAUUGUGUCUGCAUGUAAUUAAUGACAUCAAUGAGAUACGAAAAAAAAAGAAGGUAGUGCCUAUUAAUCAACAUUUCUAUACGAGAAAGACGUCAUUAUUUAAAUAAUAAGGAAUUAAUUCACAAUUUUCACAUACUACAAGAAAUUUGUUACUUCUAUUAUUAUGUCAUUAUGACAUAGAAAUAUUAAAAAUACGAUUAAAUAUAUUUAUAUAUUUAGGCACUCAUUCUAGAUAUCUUACUAUCCGGUAAACAUGUAUGUUAUUACCGAAUGUAAGAUGUUUGUACAUAUACGGGAGUUAUAUUUUACUUCGAAUGUUGUCUUAUGUUUAAACAUUUUUCAAUUGCAGAUAAAGUCUCUUAUCCAAUGCAAUUAUUAGAUUACAUUUUAUCUAGUUAUUAUUCACAACUGACUCCAUUAUUGGGAACACACAAGGUACUUUAAGGAACAAAACUUAUUGUAACAUUAUGAUAAUUGUACGAGAUUAGAAUGACAACGGUACAUAGAUUAUUCGUUAUCCUAUUAACAUUUGAAGCUAUGUAUCAAAUACAGACAAUGGUGUGUAAAUGUAAAA
Messenger RNA from Nomia melanderi (Alkali bee), 4675 nucleotides. RefSeq lists its product as uncharacterized. Gene Ontology annotation, biological process: regulation of transcription by RNA polymerase II. The record is from RefSeq and is a predicted model, not a curated record. Gene Ontology annotation, molecular function: RNA polymerase II cis-regulatory region sequence-specific DNA binding; zinc ion binding; DNA-binding transcription factor activity, RNA polymerase II-specific. Lineage: Eukaryota; Metazoa; Arthropoda; Insecta; Hymenoptera; Halictidae. Gene Ontology annotation, cellular component: transcription regulator complex; chromatin; nucleus.